This is a messenger RNA of Bombus pyrosoma, 578 nucleotides long. RefSeq names its product 28S ribosomal protein S14, mitochondrial (gene mRpS14). Gene Ontology annotation, biological process: translation. Gene Ontology annotation, cellular component: mitochondrial small ribosomal subunit; ribosome. NCBI's taxonomy places the organism in Eukaryota, Metazoa, Arthropoda, Insecta, Hymenoptera, Apidae. The transcript is spliced from 3 exons. The record is from RefSeq and is a predicted model, not a curated record. Bases 87 to 488 code for a protein of 133 amino acids. Gene Ontology annotation, molecular function: structural constituent of ribosome.
GCAGAUAUAAUAUCUUCUGUUAGGCGAAGAUAGUAGUAGUGUGCGACAUUGAUGGAGAAUACGAGCGGUGAUAGAAGUAGACAAACAUGGCUGCUCUAAGGAAUGGUUUGUUGACAUGUUCGAAUUUUCUUUCAAGCAGCACAAAAUUUGCAGCAUGCGAGUUCCAGCAAAUACGUAACAAAUAUGUUGGUCGGUGGAUGAUUCGUGAUGUUAAACGAAGAAAAAUGGCAAAAGAAUAUGCGGAAGAACGACUGCGACUUGUAGCUAUGAAAAGAAAUACUAUUUUGCCAGUGGAAAUUCGUAAAGAAGUUAAUCAACAAUUUGAUAAGAUAAUUCCACGUCAGACAGCUUUAAGACAAUUAACACCACGGUGUAUAAUAACUUCUCGUGGACGUGGUGUUGUGUAUAGGUGGAGAUUAUCAAGAAUUAUGUUCAGGCAUUUGGCUGAUUAUAACAAGUUAUCCGGUGUACAACGUUCAAUUUGGUAGAGAUUACAUGUACAAUGGUGUUUCAGUUCUUUUGUUGAAAAAAUGUGAAAUAAAUACAACAUGAUCAAUGUAGCGGCUUGUAAAAAAGUA